Molecule: messenger RNA, 1759 nt
Organism: Thamnophis elegans (Western terrestrial garter snake)
Lineage: Eukaryota; Metazoa; Chordata; Lepidosauria; Squamata; Natricidae
Product: heparan sulfate glucosamine 3-O-sulfotransferase 1-like
Exons: 2
Coding region: 560-1495 (311 amino acids)
Molecular function (GO): [heparan sulfate]-glucosamine 3-sulfotransferase activity
Source: RefSeq, a predicted model, not a curated record
UGCUCAGUGUCUUAGCCACUGAGCCACCCUCAGUAGUUUUGAGUUCCACCCAAAGUCAGGAAAUUCAGCUUUUUCUGAUGUUUUGUUUAGUUACGCAAGAGCAUGAGAAGUUGUGCAAUUGUGCUCCAAGAAUUCUCCUUGGCGCUGAAUCUGGCAAGUCGCAGCCUCCAACUGGAGGUCAGUUUGUCUUUGUUUGAAGGACAAAAAGUACAGCCAACUCAGCUACGAGGCCUUGGAGCGUAAAAAGAAAACAUUACAGCUUGAAAGCAGAAAAAGAGAGAAACGGUUUACGGGACAGCCGGGAGCAAAGUGCCACCUGAGGGAGAAAAUCACAGGUGACAACUACUUCCUCAAGCAAAUAUCAUUCUGCGGAAGGGUUAAUUUGAAUUGCUGUGAGCCUGGACUGUGGAAUGCGAAAUACCAGCUGAUAGUAGACAUUGUGCAGGGUCCCAUCCUAGCAGGAAAGGGGCGGGGGGGGGGAACGAACUGUCAGCAAGCUCAGGUGUGAAGGAUUGAGAAUUGCAGAGUUUACGCUUCUCAUCUCAGAGAAGGUUCAGAAAUGGCCAGAGUUUGCCUCCUGCUGCUAUGUCUCAAGAUGUGUGAAAUUCACACACAAGAAGGACGCUGGGAGACCAACUGGAAAAGGAACGACUCCGAUGUCAUAAAUGACCUGCUGGACCAGUGGAAAAGGAACGACUCCAAUGCCCUGGAUGAGGAUUGGAAGCAGCGGCUACCCAAGGGCAUCAUCAUUGGCGUGAGGAAAGGGGGCACACGGGCUUUGCUGGAGAUGCUGAGCCUGCAUCCCCAGGUGGCUGCUGCUCACUCCGAGAUCCAUUUCUUCAACGUGGAAGAGAAUUACCAAAGGGGAUUGGAUUGGUACAGCCAACAGAUGCCCAAUUCCCACAGCACUCAAAUCACUGUGGAAAAAACGCCAGGCUAUUUUGCUUCCCUAGAGGCCCCGGAACGCAUUUAUACCAUGGACAGAUCUGUGAAGCUCCUCUUGAUUGUGCGGGAUCCUGUGGAAAGGCUGGUGUCCGAUUACACCCAGAUCCUCUACAAUCGCAAAGCGCGGCAGAAACCGUACCAGUCGCUGGAGGAAAUCCUGAGAAGGGGCCAAGAGCUGAACACCGACUACAAGGCCAUGCAACGCAGCCUCUACGCGCUACACUUGGCUCGGUGGCUGGAGUUCUUUCCCACGACACAGAUUCACGUAGUAGACGGAGGCGGCUUAAUACGCCAGCCGCUCUCAGAGAUGCGUCACGUGGAACAGUUUUUGGGGCUGGAGCCUUACCUAGGCCCUGACAACUUUUAUUUCAACGAGACCAAAGGCUUCUUUUGCCUUCAGGCCGCAGGAGAACGGCACUGUCUUGACCCGUCGAAAGGCCGGCCUCACCCCACCGUGGAUGAGUUACUGCUGGAGAGACUCUGCACCUAUUUCAGCCAACACAAUGAGGACUUUUUUGCCAUGGUGGGACGGACUUUCAACUGGUGCUGAGUCUGGUGUCGAGACCAAGCUGGGCUUUCCGUGAAUAUUCCCACUAAAAAUCUUCCCAUUUUUCUUUCAAAAUGGAAAUUCAACUCUUCGAUUUAGAGUGAAACAGCCAAGUCUGAAGUUGGAGGUUUUAAGAUCUUUGGGAAAUCACUUAAAGCAAAAGCAUUUUUUGAUAAGUGUUUUAAGUGUUUUCUAGGAAUCCCAGCAGGUGAAGUUAUGCUCUUUAUGGUUAUGGUGCCUCCACCUCUGCAAAAAAAAAAACAAAAA